This is a messenger RNA of Amphiprion ocellaris (clown anemonefish), 1374 nucleotides long. Its product is annotated as histone H3.v1. Gene Ontology annotation, cellular component: cytoplasm. The transcript is spliced from 4 exons. Gene Ontology annotation, molecular function: ubiquitin protein ligase activity. Gene Ontology annotation, biological process: ubiquitin-dependent protein catabolic process. The record is from RefSeq and is a predicted model, not a curated record. Lineage: Eukaryota; Metazoa; Chordata; Actinopteri; Pomacentridae. Bases 320 to 1060 code for a protein of 246 amino acids.
UCAGAGCAGCAGGCCAACCAGCAGCAGAAAGAAGAAGAGCAGAACCACCGAGGAGGACUGGGUGAAGGUGGAUGAAGAACCUCUGAGAGGACGGUGCUGAAUCUGGAUGGAUGUUCAGAGAUCGACUAUCAGACCUGGAUCAGCUGCUAAUCCCACCUCCUGUUGCUCAUCUGUAACCCAGCCGGCUUCAUUUGCUGUAAUUUAAAUAGCGUGUUAGCAUCACUGUGAAUUAGCAGUUCUUUAGCUUAGCCUAGCUUCAUGAAGCUCAGGAGAAAGUGUUGCUGAACUUAAUUAGCUGUUAGCACCACAGUUUCUUCUGAUGGAUCCAGACAAAGAAGAAGUUGACGUAUUUUUUGACCCAAUCCCUCUGCUACCAGAGGAGGAGGAGGAGGAAAGGGAGGAAGAGGAGGAAGAAGAGGAUGAGGAGGAAGAGGAGGAUGAGGAGGAAGAUGCAAAGAUCUUCAACGCUUGGAUGCAGCGGUACAGAGGUGGAGAACCUCAGAAGAAAUCUACUGAGGAAGAGGAGGAGGAGGAAGAGAAGUCAGAGGGAGGAAGACCUGAGAACAGAAGAAGCUUAGAACCUCCAGUCCGGAUGAAGAACGACCGCAGGGCGUCACUGCCAUGUCCGUCGACGCUCUCUGCCAUGCAGCUGUCUCGUCUGCACUCGUCCACUCGGGCUCCGUUAACGGCGAAGGUGUUGCUGCAUCGUUCAUCCUCCCGCCGCCUCCUUCCAUCCCCACAGGAAGCCACCGCCCCCACCGCUGAGCGAAGACCCUCCCUCAUACCCACAAUCCCAGAGGCCACGCCCUCCGUGAGGCGGAGCCAGUUCAGGAGACGAAACGUCAUGUCUCUGAGCGACGCCUACAGCGUUUGUCUGAUCUGUCACAACGACUUACAGCAAGGCAGCGGCGGCACCAGAGAGCUGCAGUGUACACACACCUUCCACAAAGAGUGCAUCGAGGAGUGGCUGUGGAGGAAACAGUCAUGUCCAACGUGUCACGUCCAGGUGUUGGUCCCUCAGCCCGUCUACUGGAGCUCCACCCGGGUCAAGGUGCCCUGAAGCUGGACCCCUGGACCCACCUGGAACCACUGGCAGUUUAUAUGAACUAAAGACUUGUUCUUCACCUGGUGACCCGUCAGACUGACCCAGCGACCCCUGAAGGUUGGGAACCAGAGGUUGAAACACAUUAAACUACUAGUAGAGGAAGCAGUGAAAGAUUCCUGUAAUAAAUCCUGGAUUUUAUUCUCUUUCUGUCAGUCCUUCCCCCUGGCUGACUCAGAAUCAGCUUCUAUCUACAGUAAAAUAUAAUAAUAAUCACAUUUAAUGAAACAUUGAAGCUCCAUCUGAUUAUUAAAAUAAAUGUGAAACCAGCA